ACUUGUUUUCCCCCCUACACCGGUCGACCCUGUGUGUCUCUAUCUAUAUAUGUAUAUAUACACACACACCCCCGCUUGUGAUCGACCCACAUGCAGCGGAUAACGACCCGGGCCUGCAUUCAGAGACCGUUUUUACUUUCUAAUAAUAUUUUCAAGAUUUCGUUUUAUUUAAACGGUUUCAGAAGUCGUACAAAGGAAAGAUGAGUACAGCCGUAGUUUUAGGGGGAGGCAUAAGUGGAUUGUCUGCUGCCUAUUAUUUACGAAACAUACCGAAAUUUUCCAAAGUGCUGCUGUUGGAAGGGAGCAAGCAGUUAGGGGGCUGGCUGAACACAACUCAACAUUCGGAUGGGGCUACAUGGGACCACGGUCCUCAGAGCAUUCGGGCAACAGGCAAAACGGCUUACAACACCCUGACACUCAUGCACGACCUUGGUUUGGAGAACGAAAUCCUUCCAGUGAAUGCUUCCCAUCCAGGGGCUGCUAAUCGAUUCAUUUACUACAACAACCAAAUAAAUGCACUUCCAAACAGUUUGUUGGGAAUUCUUAAGAAGCCUCCUUUCCUGUCUCAUUCCUUACUUUGGAGCAUUCUGAAGGAUCUGACCACCAAACGUGCAUCAGCGGAGGCAGAAGAGACAAUAUAUGACUUUAUCAACCGGCGCUUCGGCAGUGAGGUUGCUGAUGUAUUGAUAAAUUCAAUGUGUCGUGGUAUAUUUGCUGGAGACAUUCGUCACUUAAGUCUGCAGGCAUGCUUUCCUUAUCUUCACAACUUGGAGAAACAAUACAGAUCUCUGGUACUUGGCACUUUUAGAGAUAAGGAAGAAGUUGACGAUAGCUGCCCUUUAAUUAAGAAGGCUCGGGCUGAAAAUUGGCGGUUGUACUCCCUGAAGAAUGGUUUGCAGCAGCUUGUGGAAACUAUGGAAAAAGUUGUGUCCAAUGACCCAAAAUGUGAGGUGAAGAUAAAUAACCCUGCUACCAAAAUAAUUCUAGCAUCAGGUAAAGCAAAGGUACACACCAAGGAGGAGUCAUUUGAAGCUGAUCAUGUCUUCUCGGCCCUUUUUGCUGGAGAUUUAAAAGGUUUGCUCAGUGAAGACCAGAAACUCCUUCACCGAAACCUGGACCUCAUUCCAGCUGCUGAUGUUGUUCUUGUCAAUCUGGAGUUUGAGGGUAACGUCCCCACUUUGAAGGGAUUUGGACAUUUAUUACCAUCAAAAGAGAGCCGACAUUUUUUGGGCAUCAUCUAUAACUCGUGUGUGUUUCCGGCUCACGACCGAUCAGACUCACCUUCGACAAGGUUUACUGUUAUGAUGGGGGGCAGUUGGUUUGAUCGUUUGACAGAAAUUUGUCCAUCAAUGUCCGAAAGUUCUUUAACGAAUCUGGCAGUUGAAACCCUGAGGAAACAGUUGAAAAUAUCAGCCAAACUCAGCCGAUCCCAUGUCUUCAUCCAUAAGAAUUGUAUUCCCCAUUAUACAGUUGGCUACACAAGUCGCCUGAAUGAGAUGAAGACCUACAUUGCCGACCACCAACUUCCUCUCAGUCUUAUCGGAUCAUCAUUCGAAGGACCUGGUAUCAAUGAUUGUAUAUACAAUGCUAAAAUGUCAGUGCUAGCUCAUGCCACGCCCUAAAUCUGGGAAUCUAUCGACAAAGAAGACUGUGAUAUUCUCAAAGUGUGACUCAGGAAAUGGUCAAAGAGGAUUCCAUCUGAGGAAGUCAGAGAACAGCAGAAAAAGAUAAUCUUAGCAAGAUUCUAAUAAUACUUUCUGUAUAUCUCCACCUGUUUUACAGACAGGUUUACAUGUUAAUCAAUAUCAUUGACACACUCCUACCAUGACCACCACUACACUAGUACAAGCUGAGAGGGACUGUUUUUAUUGAAGCAAUUUAUUUUUUUACAUUUGGAUACCUUCUUUCAUUGAACUAUAAAAUAGAAUGUUGAACUUGUUUGUCAGCCAGGUAAACUGGACCAACAGCAUAUGAUAACAUGAGGUUAUGUGGUUUCUAAACUGAUGACCUUAUUCACUUUGGUUGCUGGGUCUCUCAUCUAUAAAUAUUCUCAAAUGAUUUUCUAACGACCAUCAAACAUAAGUCUGACAAGUUUUCUCUUUCUACACCUCUCAGUUAUAGGUGCGUUCUCUCACCGAGGUUUUGGAGAUACUUUACUCUGCAGCUUUCUGUUUAAGUUCUAAAAACUCUGCCAGGCAGAACCAGCCAACAUUCUUAAUUCUGUGAUAGACUUUAGAAACGAUUGUCAUAAGAUGUGUGUGUGUGUAUAAUGUAAGUAUAUAUGUGUGUGUGUGUGUGUGUGUGUGUGUUUAUUGCAGGAAGCAGAAUUGAUAAUGUUUUUGAAAAAUGUGUAAAAUUUUUUUCUUUCUUUUACAACUUUGUAACUGGACUGCAAAUAUUCAAUGUCAAUUAUGUUCACUUAAAUUUUGCAGUAAUAAAGGACACUUCAUUAUAUUUCC
This is a messenger RNA of Octopus sinensis (East Asian common octopus), 2459 nucleotides long. Its product is annotated as protoporphyrinogen oxidase. Gene Ontology annotation, biological process: heme biosynthetic process. NCBI's taxonomy places the organism in Eukaryota, Metazoa, Mollusca, Cephalopoda, Octopoda, Octopodidae. Bases 201 to 1622 code for a protein of 473 amino acids. Gene Ontology annotation, molecular function: protoporphyrinogen oxidase activity, oxygen as acceptor. The transcript has 11 exons. Gene Ontology annotation, cellular component: mitochondrial inner membrane. The record is from RefSeq and is a predicted model, not a curated record.